Tricharina praecox is the source of this 739-nucleotide messenger RNA. RefSeq lists its product as uncharacterized. The record is from RefSeq and is a predicted model, not a curated record. The transcript is spliced from 4 exons. The coding region runs from base 173 to 739 and encodes 188 amino acids. NCBI's taxonomy places the organism in Eukaryota, Fungi, Ascomycota, Pezizomycetes, Pezizales, Pyronemataceae.
CGCAGUUCUUGAGUCUUCGUACCUGACAAUUCUAGCCCUCGUGCUACGCGGAUACAAACAUGAGUCCGAUCUAGAACCCCAAUCCUUUAUAUAACCUCCCUCCGAGCACUUUCAGUGCGGAAUAUCCUCACAGCUCCACCGCCGCCAAUCCCACAUCCCCACAACCUCCAGUAUGCUCUUCCCCGUCCUCACCGCCCUCCUUCUCACCCUCCCAACCAUCACGGCGCAAUGCAUCCCCAAAUCCCACCCAGUUUCAAACACGAUCUCGACACCCUUCGCCAUUGAAGUACACAACGCCUCCUACCCAGAUCUCCACGACCGCCGCCUCAACUUCUGGAAAGCCGGUGGCGGCGAUAACCACCUAUACCUCUCUCCCGCCGGCGACGCCGUGAGCAACCACACGCUCGUCGCCGGCGUGCUGACGAACUCGGAGUGGUGGUUCAACGGCGGCGUGACAAUUCGCGCGGUGAUCAAUGGCGAGUACACCGCAUACGACAACACGACCAAGAUCUUCAUGACACAGCGCGGCGAUCCGCGCGCGUUCUUCAACGUCUUUGAUGGCUGCAGUCCCACCACUGGCGCACCGCAGAAGCUGUUGAAGCUUGCGAAUGGCGGCGAUGUUUGCGUGAGGCUGGCGAGCGGGGAGAGGUAUGAGUUUAGGUACUCGGGGAAGGGGAAUAAGAAAGCGGCCGCGGGGUAUGGGUGUGUUACGGUGACUUUGGGGGUGGUGCCGUCGUAG